AAUUCUGCAUGCCGAACAGCUUUGGCGACGUGACAGCCCUACUCUGAUCGCAGCUUUCAAAAAGGCUCUGCGCAAGAAAGCGCAGUGCUUACGGAGGAUAUGAAUCCUAUAACUUAGAGGUCUAUCUAUCUUCGCGAGCUCCUUUACCUCGCCAACCCUCAAAUCGAGUCACGUACGAUGAUUAUUGAUAAAGUCGAACUUCCUGAUGAUCCUACUCCAGGGGAUGCACCUCCAUCAUAUGAUGAUCUCCUACCUGGACCUUCCUCUACUAACCCUCAGCGUUGGGCCAAUGAUACAAAGAACCAGGCGACUACCAGGCACUUUUCGGCAUAUCUCAAUGCACCUUUACCUCAGAAGCCCGUCCCUUCGCCGCCGGAAUCCCCAGAACGGGUCUCACCUCUAUACCCUCCAUUAUCGCCAUAUUUUCCUCCUGCUGAGAGUUCUUCCUCCGCCAAGAAGAAGGGCAAAGCACCUUCUUGGUUCCCAUUUGGUCAAGCUGCUCGUGCAGCGAAGGAAGUAAAGUUAACGGUCACCAAUGUAGUGCGGGAUUUAGCAAAUCUACAGGAAGGCGGUGCAUGGGUUUCUGUAUUGCAGAGCUGCAUCGAAGUCUGUAGAACCCAUAACCUCUCGAUAUCCAACAUUCUACAGGAAAAGUCAGUGGAAGGUCACACACCUAUCUAUUGGGCUAUAGUGAAACGGCCACCACCGUCCAAAAGGGACGCAACGAAUACGGCAGAAUUGGUCACCACGCUGCUGGCUAUGGCGGAGCCGCUGACGGAUGCCAGCGUAUCAGACAUUCAAUUAGCUUGUCUGGAUGCGUCAGACGCAGAAUUGUUUCAGCAGUUGCGACGAUCACCUACAUUCGCUCGUCUUUCUGGGGCGGAUCAAGUCCUGCUGGAUACAUCCGUCCCUCCAGACGAAGUCCAUGUCCGAGAUGUGGCUGGGGACGAGGGAGGUUUCGUCGUCUGGAUGCGUAUCAAGACGUUCCAGAAGCGGAUGCGCGUGCUAAAACAAGUCCACGUAGAGUUCUUGGCAAGAGGACGCAUUUGGCAACUUAGGUUUUUGAGCUUGGAGAGGAAGGAAUCGCAUGGCGGGAAGAGCUUCGAGAAAGGGAGAUGGGUGGUCACUCUAGCUCUUCUUGAACACAGUCCACCUACCUGGAUCGACUCUCAUCUGGUUAUAAACGACUCGACCGUUAUACCAAAUGCGCCAGUAGUACCCUAUUUUCCAUCAGCUUAUCAGGGUAAACCCACCAAACGAGUUCCAACAGUCCAACUUCGAUUGAAGACUGGGUCAGAUCAGCUAUUUGCGCCUUCUUCGAACCAUUCCUCUGAUAUUUGUGUGCCAUUGGACGAAACUCCCCUGGGAAAUAGCCUACAAUUCGAUGGGAGCUCAUUUAUUUGGAGCGACGGUUCCUUAAGGGCAAGACUUGAAGCGAAAUUAACCAAGUCUCAAUCGGACUGCAUCAUUUGCUAACCGAUCCGCGGGGCGUGAUGCAGGCGUUUGCAUGACCGGUUUCCUUACCGUCUCCAGACGUUCAGCGCAAGUCCUGAACGACAUCUCAGGCACAUCUUCCGACCGAAUGCUGACGUUUGAUGGCAUGGAAGUUCCGCGCAACCCAUUCUCUACCUCUUUUGCAUUCCUCUAUGUCAGUCACAUUGUUUCCGACUCUCCAUGAGCAUCAUUUCAACUGGCAUUGCUUUAGGCUUUUCAUUGGACUUGUUUUCUGUAUUUUCUACCCCAUCAUCUCGCUCUCCAUGUGUACAAUAACCUACUAUGCGCCCUUGGGUAAGAUCGGAGCUAUAUUUUGAAGAGCCGACGUUGUGAUCGACGUGUGGUAUCUUGUUUCUGUUCUAAUGUGACCAUUUUCCAGUUUGCUCAACGCCGCGCCGCUAUGAUUGCCCGUCGAUCUGUAUUCGACAAUGUAUUCAAUGCACUAAUGUUUUAGACGGCAUCUUCUUGCAAUGCAUCGUUAGACAGAAGUAAUAGCCUUUUCGUUGCACCUCAAACAUUUGAUCAUUUCCACUUUUAGUUUAGAUACAUCGCAUUGGAACCUUUGGUGUUAGGUGUGGUGGGAGAAGCUAGGUAAGUAUUUGGUUUAGACUGAGAAAUUGCGAAACCUCAUGGCGCUUACUACC
This is a messenger RNA of Somion occarium, 2138 nucleotides long. The record is from the annotation of a GenBank genome assembly. Lineage: Eukaryota; Fungi; Basidiomycota; Agaricomycetes; Polyporales; Cerrenaceae.